Lottia gigantea (owl limpet) is the source of this 3646-nucleotide messenger RNA. RefSeq lists its product as hypothetical. The annotation marks the transcript as partial. The record is from RefSeq and is a predicted model, not a curated record. Gene Ontology annotation, biological process: homophilic cell-cell adhesion; proteolysis. NCBI's taxonomy places the organism in Eukaryota, Metazoa, Mollusca, Gastropoda, Lottiidae. Gene Ontology annotation, molecular function: calcium ion binding; cadherin binding; metalloendopeptidase activity. Gene Ontology annotation, cellular component: membrane; catenin complex. The transcript has 19 exons.
AUGAAGAACUACUAUGCUUUCAUUGCGGAGCAGACAAGAGCGGACUCCUCGUACACUGAACCCUUUAAAACGGGUGAUAAAGUUGAGGUUGACUCAGCACUCAACGCAACCCAAUUUUGGUUAGAAUCACCACCAGCUGGUAUCGUGCUUCCCCCAAGCGACCACUACAUGUUCUUCACUGGAUACAACCUAGUCAACAAUGGAAACGAUGGAAAUGCAGGGAAGGCUUACACAGGAGUUAUGUGCAUAGCCGAUUCAUUUGUGAUCUCGGGAACUAGUGUUCGGCUUAAGGGAAGUACAUCUAUAGUAGAAGACAAGCAAGGAGCUGGGACAGCCACGACAGCCGCCCACGAAAUGGGCCAUGCAUUUAGAGCUUUACACGACAGUAACGUUGGAUGCGAUGAUACAGAUCAGUACAUCAUGGCAACAUCGAGUUUUCCGGUUAAUGACGCAACAAGAGCCAGGCAUCCAUGGCAAUUUUCGACCUGCUCUGUUAGAGAUAUAAGGGCUUUUGUGGAAAGAACCGAUGUAGACUGUCUAAAUGAUAACCGCUAUGGGGAUGGUGUUGUGACAACAACUGAAACAGCUGGUCAGUAUUACGAUAAAGACACUCAAUGUAAAAUGCUGGAAGGAGAAGAUUCCAGAUUUUGCAACGAAUUCUUUCCAGUUAACAAGGACGAAAUGUGUUACCGUGGCUAUUGCUUGACAGAAACCACACCCAGUGGUGGAAUUCGCUGUGGUACAGCCAAUUUAAUGGAGUAUUCAACAUGUGAUACUAACAGGUGGUGUUAUAAAGGCUUGUGUAUCAAGGCCAACAACGCAGCGCCGAUCUUUGUGAACGUACCAACUUCGCCGGUACAAGUCGCAUCUAAUGCCCAAGGUGUUAUCUAUACAGUACAAACGUUUGACGCAGAUGGUGAUACGCUAACUGUACACAUAACCUACGAUCCGUCAAGCGUUUCGUCCUACCUCACCUUCGACACCAAUACAAAGAGGUUUUCAGUUCGUCCAGGAUCCAAUUUAGCUGACCUUCAAAUAAGCAACUUCAGUUUGAUCAUGUCCGUUGAUGACGGGCUACUGCUUUCACUACCAGUAAACGUGGAUUUUCAGAUCACAGCCCCAAUUACCAACCAACCCCCCUCCUUCACACAGUCUUCAUACAAUUUCACCGUUAAUGAAGGCAAAGCCGGGGACGUUGUUGUGUCAACUUUACUCAAUAGAGUGACGGAUCCGGAUGCGAAUACCCAAUAUUUCUUCAUUCUUCAACUGGUUACCACCAACUCAAUCUAUUUUACGAUCGAUUCUUCAUCAGGUCGGAUUACCUACGCCAAAGAUUACGACUACGAUCCGAUUCGUUUACCAAACAAUGUGCAGCUAUCUGUUGAAGUUCGAGACCAAACCGGAUUCUCCGAUACGGCUACAAUAUUUUUGACAAUCCUCAACGUCGAUCAACCACCAGUUUUUCAAAAUUUGCCCACUACGAUCAACCUUCAAGAGAAUACUGCUCCAGGAACUUUAAUAUACGACGUAAUGGCUACCGACAGCGACUCGACGGACACGAUUCGGUACCUCUUCCCGACCAGCAAUUUUUUCAUUUCCACAUACUUAGAUCUGAACGUCAAUACUGGGGCAAUUACAUUUAAAGCUGGUUCCAACCUCAAUUACGAGAAUCUCGCCAUGACCACUUUUCAAAUCCCAAUCAGGGUGUUAAGCGCUCAAGCAUCUCGGGAUGCCAUACUGACUAUUGCUGUUAUCAAUGAAAACGAGCCUCCCAAAUUUACCCGCUCAAGCUACGAAGUUACAACGACCACAGGACCGAAAGACCAAGUGAUAGUAGAAAGCUUAACUGGGGUCGUAUCGGAUCCGGAUUUUGGAGACAGGAUCGCGCAGUUUGGUAUUGAACCCGGUCAAUACGUCUACCUCUUUAAUAUUAAUCCAACAAAUGGUCGAAUAACGUUCUCACAGGAAUAUGGGGUCGACCGAUCUGUGUACCCAAGUCAAGUUGCGUUGGUCGUUACAGCUACCGAUACGACCGGUUUAAAGGGAACGGCAGUUCAUACAAUUACGGUCAACAUUGGUAACAGAAAGCCCACAUUAACCAAUCUACCAAGUACCAAAUCAGUUUCGGAAAAUACAGCAGGAGGAACUUCUAUUUUCCAAGUGUUUGCCCAAGAUCUUGACGGUGACGCAACCACCUUCCUGCUACAAACAUCAAUUCCUGUCAAUCAAAAUCAAUUCACCGUUUCCUCGGCUGGUGAAGUCACGGUACGACCUGGUGCGGUAAUUGAUUUUGAAAGUUUACCAGAACUGAUGUACCUGACCAUUGCCGCAUUUGAUGGGAAAGCGUCGUCACCAGCAGCAAACCUGACUUUGGUGAUCACUAAUGUCAAUGAACCACCUUCUUUUACCCAAACCAGAAUUGGCUUUAGUGUCAACGAAGGACGGGCAGGACAGCUCCUAGUCCCAAACCUUCUUCCAUACAUAACAGAUCCUGACCGAAGCGAAAGCUUCAAUUUCGCAAUCACACAAACCAAUCUGGGCGGUUACUUCUUCAUUAAUGAUAUCAAUGGUGCGAUAUCUUACCAGCUGAACUACGAUACUGAUCCGGCGCGACUACCAAAUACGGUUCAACUUGUCGUAACUGCAACGGACUCUGGUGGAAACAGUGCCAGUACUACCGUUGUUCUCACAAUUCGAAACGUUAACCAGUCGCCAUUGUUCACCAAUCUGCCACAACGGAUUGCUGUAUAUACCGCAACUACUACCGAUGGUUCCGUUAUUUUCAAUGUAGGAGCUACUGAUGCGGACACACAGGAUUCUCUUACGAUCGGAACCACAUUCCUCACUCCUGACGCCUCCAGAUUCUUCUCGUACAGAUCAGUCGAUCGAGCAGUUCUUUUCACAGAUGGGUCCUUCUUCACCUCAAAUUCAACAUUCAGCAUCCAAUUCGUCGUAUCCGACAGUCAAUCUACCAUCACAGAUGUCCUCACUAUAGACGUUAUUGUACCAACACCAACCGGUGUAGUGUCUGUUAGAGCAGGUGUCACGAUUGAUUUUGAAACUCUACCAAACAGUAUCGAUUUGUCCAUAACUGCCACCGAGGGUACCACCAAGACCAGUCCAAAGACUUUGAACAUUGUGAUACAAAACUUGAACGAAGCACCAAAGUUCGGUCAAUCAGAAUAUACUUUUGCGGUUGAUGAAGGCCAGAAAGACGCCAUGUUGAUCCCAAGUCUUCUACAAUACGUUACAGACCAGGACUCCGGCGACUCUUUGACCUUCAAUAUCGUUCUGUCUCAAUAUUCGAAUUAUUUCAACAUUGACCCAUCAAGUGGUAGACUGGCUUAUGCUGCAGAUUACGACGCUGAUCCAAGCAGGUUACCAAAUCAAGUUGUGCUGUCGAUCCGAGUAACCGAUGCUGCGGGAUUAGUAGAUAUAGGAAACAUACGGUUGAAUAUUAGAAACAUUAACCAACAACCAGUGUUUACCAACCUACCGACGUCCCGUACCAUCAAUGCUGCCUUUACUAGUGGAAUAUUUUUCACUGUAUCAGCAAAUGAUAAGGAUUCUGGUGAUGGUUUAACAGUCUCUAUGGAGUCUUCAACAUAUUUUUCUUUCGAUCCAAGCGGUAAUACUCUAAGUUUUC